AUGGAUGAUAAUAAACAUGAGAUAAUAAAAUGGAAUUCUGAUGCGAGAUAUGCAUUAGGACCUUAUAAACUUUUAACACAAUCUAUUGGGAUUUGGCCACUUGAUCAUUUUGGAAUAAUUGUUUUUCUUCAAGUGUUUGUCAUUUUAUUAAUACAGUGUCUUGUCACAAUAAUUUUCAUUCAUGAGCUCAUUACCAAAGGAAACUGUGACCUAAUAACUGAUGUCGUGGAUGCUCUCUCCCUCGUUGCGGUUAAUAUAAUGGCAACUUUUAAAAUGAUUGUGCCUCUAAUAAACAAAAAAAGAAUGCAUUUCAUUAUAAAAUCAAUAAUUAAAGACUGGACCACCGUUUGUGAUAAAAAGUCCAAGAAAAUAAUGUUAAAGUAUGCAUUUGCAGGCAGAAUAUUUCUGUAUCUUUUAAUGAUUGGUAGUAACAGCUUAGUAAUUGGUACGAUUUUGGGUAAUCCACCAACGACUUAUAAAUUUUCUUCUGAUCAGAUAAGCGAUAAUGCUACUGUGUUAAGAAAUAUUCCAUUCGGUGCUAAUUGUUGGGUAUCAACAAGCAUGUCAAUGUCUAUUUAUUUUGGUUAUUACGGCCUUAUUGUUGUCCAUUGUCUUAUUUCAAGCAUUAUAAAUGUUGGUAGUGACUCUUGUAUGUGUGGUAUUGCAUUACACGUUUGUGGGCAAUUGAAUCUCCUUUAUACUGACAUGGAAAGUCUUGAUGGAAAAAAAAAUUUUUUUAGUCUACGAAAACAAAUAAAUCAACUAUCUCAGAGAUAUGCUUACUUGAUAAAAUUAGCUAAUGCAUAUCAAGGCACUUUGAGUCUUAUAGUUUUGCUACAAGUCGCUACUAAUAUGUUUGUUAUCAGUAUAUCAGGUGUUCUCUUGCUGUGGGGUCUUGAAACUGGAAAUAAUGACUUCAUAAUUUCUGCUCUCGUUAGAAUUCUUUUGUUAUUUUGUGAAUUAUUUGUAUACAGCUUUAUUGGUGAAUCAUUGUCCACUCAAUUCGGAAGCUUAAAAUUAGCAAUUUAUAAUUGUUCUUGGUAUGAAAUGUCACCACUAUUAGCCAAAGAUUUGCUAUUUAUAAUGAUGAAAGCCAAUUAUGCAUUCCAUUUAACAGCAGGAAAAAUUUGUUAUAUGAAUCUUUCAAGUUUCACGAACUUUGCCAAAAUGAUGUUUUCAUACUUUUCUUUUCUUAGACUGAUUUUUCGAGAG
Messenger RNA from Cotesia congregata, 1212 nucleotides. Lineage: Eukaryota; Metazoa; Arthropoda; Insecta; Hymenoptera; Braconidae. The record is from the annotation of a GenBank genome assembly.